Sporothrix brasiliensis 5110 is the source of this 1629-nucleotide messenger RNA. RefSeq names its product phosphoacetylglucosamine mutase. Gene Ontology annotation, biological process: carbohydrate metabolic process; UDP-N-acetylglucosamine biosynthetic process. The transcript has a single exon. The record is from RefSeq and is a predicted model, not a curated record. NCBI's taxonomy places the organism in Eukaryota, Fungi, Ascomycota, Sordariomycetes, Ophiostomatales, Ophiostomataceae. Bases 1 to 1629 code for a protein of 542 amino acids. Gene Ontology annotation, molecular function: magnesium ion binding; phosphoacetylglucosamine mutase activity.
AUGUCCUCCGACGACUCGAUUCUGGCUGCGUCCCAGAAGCACCCGACAAAGCCCGGCCAUGUCUUCAAGUACGGCACCGCGGGCUUCCGCAUGAACUCGGACCUGCUCGACGGCGUCACGUUCCGCGUUGGACUGCUCGCCGGCCUGCGCAGCCGCAAGCUCAACGGCCAGGCCAUCGGCGUCAUGAUCACCGCCAGCCACAACCCGCCCGCCGACAACGGCGUCAAGAUUGUCGACCCCAUGGGCGAGAUGCUCGAGCAGGAGUGGGAGGUCUAUGCCACCAAGCUGGUGAACUGCGCCGACGACGCCGCCCUCGUCGAGUACUACCACCAGCUGGCCGCCACGCUCAAGGUCGACCUGUCCACGCCCGGCAAGGUGGUGUUCGGCCGCGACACGCGCCCCUCGGGCCACACGCUGGCCAUUGCCGUGGCCGAUGCGCUGGCCGCCACGGGCAUCGAGGGCGUCGACUACAAGAUCCUGACGACGCCGCAGCUGCACUACCUGACGCGCUGCACCAACACCGAGGGCACGCCUCUUGCCUACGGCAAGGUCAGCGAGGCCGGCUACUACGAGAAGCUGAGCGACGCCUUUGUGCGCGCCCUGCGCGGCCGCAAGGUGGCCGGCGCGCUGGUCGUCGACUGCGCCAACGGCGUCGGCGGGCCCAAGCUGCACGAGUUCCUCAAGUUCCUGCCCAAGGACAAGGUCGACUUCGACGUCAAGGUGGUCAACGACGACGUGCUGCGGCCCGAGAUCCUGAACCUCGACUGCGGCGCCGACUUUGUCAAGACCAAGCAGCGGGCCCCGCCCCACCCGCAGCCCCAGCCGGGCCUGCGCAGCUGCUCGUUCGACGGCGACGCCGACCGUCUGAUCUACUACUGGGUCGACCCGGACACGGGCUUCUUCAUGCUGGACGGCGACCGCAUCUCGUCGCUGGCCGCCUCGUUCAUCUCGGACCUCGUGCGCGCCGCCGACCUCGAGAAGGACCUGCGCAUCGGCGUCGUCCAGACCGCCUACGCCAACGGCGCCUCGACCAACUACAUCACCCAGCACCUGCGUCUGCCCGUCGUGUGCACGCCCACGGGCGUCAAGCACCUGCACCACGCCGCCAACCGCUUUGACGUGGGCGUCUACUUUGAGGCCAACGGCCACGGCACCGUGCUGUUCUCGGCCGACGCCGUGCAGGCGUUCAAGACCAAGGAGCCGCAGUCGCCGGCCCAGAAGGAGGCCCUCGACACCCUGGCGGCCGUCAGCGACCUCAUCAACCAGACCGUCGGCGAUGCCCUGUCGGACAUGCUCCUGGUCGAGGUCAUUCUGGCCCACAAGGUCUGGAGCCUGCGCGACUGGGCCCUCACGUACAACGACCUGCCCAACCGCCUGGUGCGCGUCGAGGUCGCCGACAAGGACCUGUUCCAGACCACCGAUGCCGAGCGCCGCCUGAGCCACCCGGCCGGCAUCCAGGACGAGAUUGACCAGUGCGUCAAAAAGUACACGAAUGCGCGGUCGUUUGCGCGCGCGUCCGGCACCGAGAACGCCUGCCGCGUGUACGCCGAGGCGGCCACGCGCGUCGAGGCCGACGAGCUGGCCAAGCAGGUCGCGCGCCUGCUGUCGCACUACGGCGGCGGGAACUAG